Molecule: messenger RNA, 1722 nt
Organism: Vitis riparia (riverbank grape)
Lineage: Eukaryota; Viridiplantae; Streptophyta; Magnoliopsida; Vitales; Vitaceae
Product: protein TIFY 6B-like
Exons: 7
Coding region: 240-1406 (388 amino acids)
Biological process (GO): response to wounding; regulation of jasmonic acid mediated signaling pathway; regulation of defense response
Cellular component (GO): nucleus
Source: RefSeq, a predicted model, not a curated record
GAAAGAAGGAAAAAAAAAGAAAAAGAAUCAUCCAUCAAAUAAAUAAAAAUCUGACUCCCUCUCUCUCUCCUUCACUUGCUGUCGUUGGAAGCAUUUCGGCGGAUGAGAAAGCUUUUCUUCCUCUCUCUAGCUUGGAGCGUGAUAAGGAUUCUAGGGUUUGGUGUUACAGAAUAAAAGAGCUUCACCAUUUGAUCUGUGAAUCUAGGAUUUUCUCGGCUUGGUUUAUUUUGAGCUCUGAAAUGGAGAGAGAUUUCAUGGGUUUGAGUUCAAAAGAGCCCCUGGCUGUUGUGAAAGAGGAGAUUAUUGAAGGAGGUAAAGACUCAGCAUUUACUAAAGGUUCGGGAAUACAGUGGCCCUUUUCAAACAAGAUCUCUGCACUUCCUCAUUUCAUGUCUUUUAAGACUGCGCAAGAAGACAAGUCCAAAAAGGUUGCAUCUGAUUCCCUUGUGACUUCUGGAUUUGACCCAAGUAACAAAUGCCCAGCUGGUGAAAUGCAGAAAGCAGUCAAUCCCGAUAGGCAAGGUGGAAGUUUUGCAGUGACAGCUUAUCCUGUGCAACAUGAUUCACAUUUAAUGAAUCAUCAUCCUCAUGAUGUCAAGAUGUUUCCAGUCUCAAACCAAACGAUUUCAGUUUCCAUGGGCAACCCCUUUUUCAAGACCCAUUUUGCUGCAGCUGGUCAGAACAUGGUUGGUGCUGCCCUGAAGCAACAAUUACUUGGAGGAAUUCCUGUUUCAGCUCCACAUGGAAUUCUGCCCUCUGCUGGUUCUUUUGCUGGAAUCACUGAACCAUGGAAUAAUUUUAAGACAUCUGGAUCUCCUACCCAAUUGACCAUCUUUUAUGCUGGUACAGUGAAUGUCUAUGAUGAUAUCUCGCCUGAGAAGGCUCAGGCUAUCAUGUUCUUGGCUGGGAAUGGGGCUUCCAUGGCUUCUAGAAUGGGGCAACCGAGAGCUCAAGUCCAGACACCUGCUUCAAAGCUGGCAGCAGGUGAUGGCGUCCUUGCAAACCAGCCCAUGAAUAUAUCACCUUGCUCUGGUCUCUCAAGCCCCAUAUCCGUUUCUUCACAUCCUGUUGCUCAGUCUGGGAGUGGAUCUACUAGCACCGAGGAAGUGUUGGCUGCUAAAACCACAGGGGUUUCUGCCACUCCUGUUACCAAAUUGGAUUCCCCUAAAAGACUCUCUGUUGCUGCAACACCUAUGAUGCCAUCAGCUGUUCCUCAAGCUCGCAAAGCAUCCUUGGCUCGGUUUUUGGAGAAGCGCAAGGAGAGGGUGAUGAGCACAGCGCCAUACAAUAUCAGCAAGAAAUCCCCUGAAUGUGCCACCCCAGGAUCUAAUGGCAUGAGUUACACAGCGAGUUCUGGUGCAGGUGCAAGUGCUGGUGCUGCUGCUCUUUCGGCUAACAAGGCGUAGCCAUAAUGUCUUGAGGCCAAAUUAGAACAACGAAUUUAUUGCAAAUUUCUGUAGUUAAAUUAUAGAAGUCGGAAAUUCCAAUUACUCCACUGUUUUGUUGUAAUCCGUAAUCCCUGCUUGUUUGACUCUAAAUCUUGACUAAUAUUUUCUUAAUAUUUUUUCUUACUUGAAUGUGGUGGUAGGAUCCUUCUCCACCACCAAUAUGAUACACUGUAUGAUGUGUACGCAUUCAACUUUUUAUUAAGUUGUGAAAAUAAUUGCUAGAUAAGUAUACUGUAUACUUUAGCCAUCCUGCAUACUUGCAGUUCUUAUUUUA